Messenger RNA from Anthonomus grandis grandis, 12178 nucleotides. RefSeq names its product leucine-rich repeat and calponin homology domain-containing protein (gene Lrch). The record is from RefSeq and is a predicted model, not a curated record. The transcript has 11 exons. Gene Ontology annotation, molecular function: protein binding. NCBI's taxonomy places the organism in Eukaryota, Metazoa, Arthropoda, Insecta, Coleoptera, Curculionidae. The coding region runs from base 142 to 2520 and encodes 792 amino acids.
GUCAUUGUCAUUCAAAGUUUGUCUGUGGGAUCCCACACGUCCUUCGCUCCGUUCCAGACGAAAAUCCCGGAAAAUGCCUGGAAAUUAACGAAAACCGUAAAUUAAACCGGUAAUUUUUCGGUGCCGCGAGUGAAAUGCACGAUGGCAGUGUUAGUUCCCAAUUUACACGGACAGAAUAUCCACAGUCACCUCACCAGAAGCUUGGAAAAAAUUCUGGAUGAGGCCCAUCAGAGCGGCGAGCUAAAAUUGAGCAAUAGGAAGCUUAAGGAUUUUCCUAAAGCGAAGGAUAAAUAUAAUUUGAGCGACACGGUUAUUGCAGAUCUUUCGAAAAACCGCUUCAACGAGCUUCCCGAAGAAGUAACGGAUUUCCACUUUUUAGAAAGGCUCCACUGUUACCACAACUCGAUCCGGCAUAUUCCUGACACGAUAAGUAGCUUGCAAUGUUUGAACUUUUUGGAUCUCAGCAGGAACCAGCUGACUACUUUGCCAAGGGAAAUUUGUCUUUUACCCAUACAAAUUCUCCUGGUCUCGAACAACCGACUCUCCUGCCUACCGGACGAUCUCUAUAAAAUGUCCCAUCUAACCGAACUGGACGCCUCUUGCAACCAAAUAACCCAUUUCCCCCCUCGAAUGGGAGAGCUACGCUCCUUACAAUCUCUGGUUUUACGCAGCAACCUUCUACUCGCCGUACCAGUAGAAAUAACAUUCUUGAAACUGAUGAGGCUGGACCUUAGCGCGAACAGAAUCAACACCUUACCAAUAGAGAUGCGAGAAAUGGAUAGCAUUAUCGAUUUAAUCAUCGAUGAGAACCCUUUAAUGAGUCCACCAGCUAGUCUAUGUAAACGGGGACGAGUGCACAUCUUUAAAUAUUUGGAGAUUGAGGCGAUGAAAAUCGCAAGUAAAACCGGCGGGAAUACCGGGACUCUCGGGAGAAGAUCGAGGAAGGGCGGGGCGGGAUCUCCCGGACCUUCUCACCUCGCCACGAGGUUAAAACACAAGAGGCAAAAUGUGGAUAGUGGGUACAGUACCAGUAGCGAUUGUUACGAGAAGAGGUGGUCGCAGGAGUUGGGAGGUGACGAAAAGUCUUCUUGGCCUUCAACCCCGAUCUUAGGGCGUAACAUUGACCACAUCAAGUCUACUACUUCCACCCCUUCGACCAUCUCACCCGCCACCGUUGAGGACGAUUUUAGCAAAAACGGAGAUCAUUUAGACAAACCUGACGGACAAUUGAAUGGCACAAGUGCUCGUCUUAGUCCUUGCGGUGAUCUAAUCAUUAAUGGGAACUCUAACGAUGACACACCCAAGAUACAGACUUAUAGAGAGUACAAGGAGGCCUUAAAGCAACAACGCCUACACGACGUACCGUCCAUCUAUCGUACCAAAGACCCGGACGAUCAAUCGCACACCAAAACCGAACCGAACACACCGACGCAUCAUCCACAGAACCAACUCGCCACCUCGAAAUCCGACCCGACCCCGUUAAAUUCGGCCUUCGGGAAUCCCCGAAGUAUUUUCGACGACACGGGCGGCGCCCUGAACGCCACAAAAAAGCCGGUUCAGAAGGUGCAACCGUCGCGGAAUACCAACUUUUCCUCGCCCCAACACACUGCCACCACGACCAACACUAGUGGCGGGUAUUCGAAUGGAACGAAGCUCGGUGGUGGCGGUGGGGUGUACGUUAAACCGAGCUCGCCCCUUAAAGGGGCGGGCGGUGGGUGUUUGGGACACGACAGCGUGCCCGCCAGUACGGGUGCGGCUGUUCAGGCUGUGAUUUUGAACGGAAAAACCAACAACUCGUCCACACUUCCGAAAUUGUCGAUGCCGAAUUACGUAAAUGGCACCACGUCCACACCAAAAUCCACCAACGGAAUAAAAUCGCAGAAAAAUCCCGGUUGGAACAAAGAAGGCGGCGAAAAAAUGACGUUUACCAUGAGAAGGGAGAUCGAUAAGGCCCGCGAGGAGACUGAUCUAAUUAAUCAACUCAGAACGAUAAUAGAGACAAGACUAAAGAUGGCUCUACCGGAAGAUUUGGCAUCGGCACUAACAGAUGGCGUAGUUCUCUGCCACCUGGCGAAUCAUAUCAAACCGAGAUCGGUGGCUAGCAUUCAUGUACCUUCUCCCGCAGUUCCUAAACUUACGAUGGCGAGAUGUCGGCGUAAUGUGGACAACUUCAUAGACGCUUGUCGGAAAAUUGGAGUUGAUGAGGGGCGGCUGUGCACCACGUGCGACGUCACCGAGGCGCUCCAGGGUCGCGGCCUACCCCGUCUAGUCACCACCCUCGAAGCCCUCUGCGAGCUGGUCGACGAGUCGCCCCUGGAACCACCUACAGCCAACAAUUCCGACCUCCGAUCGCAGCUGCCGCCUCAGGAACGACCUACGGACAAUAAUAACGAUGACAACGUGGAAAGGGAAUUCGUGAGGUUACCGCCCACGUGGUGGGACACGUUGUUUUCGUUGGUGUUGUUGUCGAUUUUUGUUAGUACGGUCGCCUUUUUGGUUACCUUUCCUCCGCCAAAUUGAAUCAUUUUUUUAUUUAUUUAUUUAAUAUAAGGGGUUAAUAUAGAAUGAAGGCCGUCUUGUACUGACGACUUGUACUCACAAUGAUGCAGCUUUAUUUUAGGUGAAUCCAUUGUUUUUAAAAUGGAAUUAAAAAAAACACAUCCUAAAAUCUGCUUUCGUGUUUACAACGACGUUUCGACAAUUUUUCAAAUCAAUUUAGUUGGGUCGAUUCCAAAAAAGUGAGGGCCGUUGUGAUACCUAUAAAUUUAAAUACGAUACUGACUAAAAUUUUUGAAAAGGACCUUAAAAUCAAACUACAGGUAAACCUCGAUGAUCCGUCAGGGUGCGACGGAUAUGAAAAAAAGACGGAAAAUAGAAAAAAAUACAAAUUUAUUUAAACAAACUUGCGAACAAAAAAGGAAUAAACAAACCUAUAUAAAAAUAAUAUUAAGUCAUAAACAUGAUGGCUUUUUUAAAAAAAUCUGUGAUUUUUUUUGCUUUAUCAUUUGGAAGCGUUUCUUUCUUGCAAGGUGGCGUAUUUUCCUCAAUAACACUAGUUGAACUAGUUCUGCUUCUUCUUGAUUUUCAUCUCAUUGUAUAAUUUUUGUUACCAUAUCCUCAGCUUCCACAUGGCUAAUGCUAUCUUCCGGAUUAUCUGGUAAGUCAUCUUCACAAUCUUCAUGAUCAGUGGCUUCUAAAGGUUUUAAAACGUGGUUAAUUAAUUCGUCGUCUGGUAAAAUAUCAUAUCCUACAUCCUGUUUGUCAAUAUCUAACCAAUUAGAAACGUCAUUUUCUGAGAUGUCUUCGAAUCCAGGAAGAUUUGAAAAUGUUUGCUUUAUGGAUGAAAUAUUAGGUGUUGGAUUUUCUUUCUGAUCGAGACCUGUAUUUUCGGUAGGCAACAAUUUAUUCCAACUUUUAUUCAAGGUUUCUGCGGGUAUACUGUUCCAAGCUUCAGCGGCAAUAUAUAUGGCCUCUUUUAUGAAAAAUAUUUUCCGAUAUUGUUUUAAGUCCGUAUCUGUCUCGGAAAUAAAUUCUUGGAUAAAAGCCUUUCGAUAUCUUCUCUUGAAACUUUCAAUAACCCCUUGGUCCAUAGGCUGAAUCAAGGAGGUCGUAUUUGCAGGCAAAAAGUGACAAGUUAUUUUACCAUCUUCGGACUUUAACUCUUCAAUAGGAUGAGUUGGCGCAUUAUCCACUAAAAGCAUAGCUUCUUCGGGAAGAUUUUCACGUAAGUAUUUUUUAACUUCAGGUAGAAAACACGUUCUAAACCAAUCAAUUAAUAUCUCUUGACUCAUCCAUGCACUUUUUUGGGCUCUAUAUUUCAUAGGCAAUAAUCCCAAAUCCAUGUUUUUUAAGGCACGAGGUUUUUUUGCUUUUCCAUUGACCACAAGCGGAAGCCUAUGAUCACCAUUUGCCCAUCACGCAUUUGCACAAGCCAUAAUCGUUAUGCGUUCCUUUUGAACUUUAUAUCCAGGUGCUGACAUCUCAGAAGAUGAAGCUAAUGUCGUUUGAGGAAGUGCCUUUCAAUUUAAGCCUGUUUCAUCGCAGUUGUAAACUUGAUUUCUUUGUAGACCACGCUUUUUAAUUUCCUCCCGAAGCUUGUUAACAUAAUCUACCACACUAUUAGCACUUAAUUUUUCACCUUCAAUAGAUAACUGCCUUAUUCCGUGUCGAAAUUUAAAUUUGUCCAACCAUUCGGUUUGGACGGACGGGUCGGUAUUUGGCAAUUUUUUAUUGAAUUCUAACGCUUUUUGUUGAAUAAUCGGGCCUCAUAAAGGUAUUCCCUGACUUCGCUGCUCGGCAAACCAGUAAAACACAACCGCAUGUAAUUCAUUGUGGGUAGCUAAUUUCAUCGUUUUUCGAUGAGUAACAUCACCAUCUGUUGAUUCCAUUUUGCUGAUAUGGUUUUCAAUGAUAUCUCCAUGCUUUUUUAAAUCAUUAAUUGUAGUUCGCGGAACAUUAUAAAAUCUUGACAGUGCUAUAGCGCGUUCUUCCUUUCUUAAUCGACACACAAUUUCAUAUAUUUUUUAGCCAAAUCCAGCACUACGCGCUUUCUUUUAUUAUCAGACAUUGUAAAAAGUGAAACAAAACAGUUUUACAUACACAAACACUGUACACUAAACACUAAACUAAACUAAAAAAAUAAACUAAACACACUGUAAACUAUCCACCCUAUACCUUAAAUAUUGAAACCGAUAUUAGAAGCUAAUUUGCACGAUGCGUUCGUAGUGCAUGCAAGUUAAAACAAAUCAGUCGGUCGCGCGGUCGGGCUCUGUUAAAUCUUUGCCGCCGGCAAAGUUUACUGAAUAAAAUACAAGUUGCUUCACUCGGCGAAAAACCUUUUAUGUUUUGAUCUCAAAGGCAGGGGAAUUCUGGUAAAAAAUACCUAUUAUUUUACGAGUUUCGUCUAAUUUGAACUCCCCUACAGUUCAAAUUAGACGAAACUCGUAAAAUAAUAAGACGGAGCACGAUUUUAUAACAACUUUAUUAUCUGGCAUAAAAUUAUUAUUUAAUGUACCUACUUGGGAAAAAUAUGUAAAUUAAUAAUACUUUAAAUUAUUUGUUUUUAUAGCCACCAAACUAAAUAAAUUUUACAUUAGCAAAGUUUACGUAAUUCAAGAACUAAAUGGUUAAAUUGUUUUUGUUAAUAAUUAGGUACUUAGGUAUCUUAUUAAAAAGGUUGUUUUGGUACGACUGGUUUCAUUAGGAUUUAUUUUUAAAUCAAAGUCAAAAGUUUGUGUAAAAAAAUGCAUAUAUUACUGUUACUAAACGUAACAACUAAAGAUAGAAAUAACUACUAAGUGACAGAAGACAUGUUUAAAUUUUCAAUGAUUGGUUACUACACUUUUUGACGUUUUUGUUAUUUUGUCAGACUAAUAAUAGCAUUACCAAAGACAUUAUAAGUAAUAAACGUAAUGUUUCAUUCAUAACCAGCCCAAAAAUGUGGAAUUUUAUUGUUUUAAAAUUAGUAGUGAGAGAGAAAAAGAUGGAAAAAGUGUUGUUAGUACCCCUUGGCAACAAUGCAUAUUUUCAAUUAAUUUUUGUUUGGUUUGUUGCCAGUGGGGUAGAGCUUAUGCACUAGUGCAAAUAAUAUUAUAAUAAUCGACAAAUUUGUAAUUUUCAUUUCCCCUCCUCACACUCCUUUCAGGAUUGUGUACUCUACAAAUAAUUUUCUAUAUCUAUAGGUGUUGUUUUUGUUGCUCUUCUGCAAUUUUAAAUAGAGGCGAAAAAUUUCAUUACAUAAUUAAUUAACCUUAAUAUUUUUCAUGUGACGACGCUGGUGGUAUAAAUACAAAAGUCUUUUGCUGUUUAAUCGUAUAACAAAUAAACUUAUCGAUGAAACGUUAAAUUUGGAUUUUAGUGCUCUACUCUCUUUACUACACAAGAAUGCACCAUGAUCGUUUAUUUUGGCAUUAAUUUUCUCCAAAAAAGUACGAAAACAACAAAAAACUGAUAAAACACAUUCUAAACACAAAACACGCCCUUAGACUCAAUAAUUUAAAGCGUUUAUUUGUUUUAAUUCCUUGGCAACAUCGCUCGGGAUUCAUUCAUUCAUAAUUUUUGACAGAACUCGAAAAAUAGUAAAACGUGCGUGAGACUGUAGCGCAACGUUGCCGAAGUGACUAAAUUUUUUAAUGCUCCAAGAUAUUUUUGUUUUGACUGCUGCCUUUAUUAAUAUUUUUGCUUUUAAAUUAAGUCGAUAAAAAAAAAUAAAAAUAAAAUAAGAGUUAAAUGUACAAAAGUUCCAUAACGCAUUUAUAUAGCAAAAUAAUAUAAGAAUAAAAUAAGAAGUUGACCAAAAUCCAACUUUCAUAUUUUAUUUUAUGUGAAAACGAAACUUUCAUUUUUCGGAUAUCUAAAAAACAUUAAACCACUUCCACGCUUUGUAAAACAACUGUCUAUCGAACAAUAAGUCGACAUUUUAAUAUAAUAGAUUAUAAUAAUUUGCCAGUCCACCCGGUACAACUAGUAAUAAAAUGCUCGCACAUCAAAUCGAUGUAAACUCUACUCACUGUGUAACCCAACAGAUUCGAUUGUAGGAGCGUCGCCCGGCAAAUGAAGUGAGGAGCGGUGAAUAGGUAAUUCGGCGCGUGGAGCCCAGUGAAGCAAAUUGUAUUUUAUUCAGUAAACUUUGCCGCCGGGCUGCGAAUUAAAUUCUCCGAAUUUAUUUUCAACAACAAGGUGGGGGUGACGAAUAACAGAAGUUGACGAAUAAUCGAGUGCCGGAUAAUCGAGGUUCUACUAUAGUUGAUUUUCUAGAAAAAUAUAAUAUCCUAAAUACUAAACAGUAUAGGAUAUAAAGGCCUUCAAUACAGUCAACGAAGACUUUUGUCAAGGCUGGAAGGGAUAGAAAUAACAGGACUGGACGAAGUCAAUUGGUAAAAAUUUGAUAUUUUCACAGCCAAGAAUUGACAGUUAAUACAGUAUUGAGCUUGGUUCUAUUUAUGAUAUACAUAGAUUAGCUCCUUAAAUUUACUUAUCGCAGUGUUCUGAUUUCAUAUUGCGACGAUAAGGUGUUGUUCAUUGACGAGAAAACCUGGGGAGAAAUUGAAAACUUUGCAAUCAUGAAGUUAUAAAAAAUUGUUUCAUGGAUCGAUGAAAAUUACUUGCGGUAAAUCUAGAAAAGAAAGUUUAUCUUUCUUUUGCACUCACAAAAAAAAAGGUUUACCGAGUAACCCAAUAAACGUGAAGUUACCUUUUAGAAAGGAACAAAACUGGGUCAUCCCAAUUUAUUUGACCGCAAAAUACCUCGCAGUAACGAUCGACUCACGGUUGAAAUGACGUGUACAUACAAACAAUCUUAUUAAAAUAUUAAGAUCUUUACCUUUCUUUGGUACAAUCGUUGCUCAAAUACGGUAUAAUAAGAUGGAGGGCACCUAUACUGAGCACUUAAAUUCUAACUCAUUUUUUAUUUAACCCAGACAUUACGGAAUUAAUUUUUGGAAAGAAAAAAUUAAAAUUCUUGUCAAAAAUGGUUGAUUAUAGUUCCUAAUAAUCAAAUUAAAAUAUUUUAUCCAAUUUUGUUAAACCAGAAUUUUUUUCAAAAAACUUGGGUUCUUUUAAAAGGUCGCUAGUAAUAUGGGGUACUAAUAAUACAACUAAAACUUUUUAAAUCAUUUAUCAAGGCGAAAUAUUCUAUAGUAUGUACUUAUGUUAUACAGUAUGGUACUCCUUAAAGCAAUCCUUGGGAUGCAGCCCGAUGUCACAUUUAUGGCAUCUAAACUGCACUUUCUUGUGACAAUUGCCACAUUUUGUUUGCUUCUCUUGAUAUAUAAUUAGAUGGUCAAUUCCAUCAUAUCGAGAGUAGGCAUGGGCAUUAUUUGAUAAUCUUGGGCGUCCCCUUUUUAAAGGUCUCUUAUAUGUUUCCAGGAAAUUAGUGGCAAUUGCUCUUCGGAAUGUAAGUUGAUCCAUUUUCCCCCCUUGGGGUCGGUGAAUUUGCCAUGCAUUCUGUACAGCCAUAUCAAUACAGUCAGAAAAGAGAGGAUAGUACCAUUUCUUUCCUCGGAUUGAGAUUCUAUAUAGUCCGAUGUUUUGAUCACAACGAUCAACUCCGCCCAUGUUUGCAUUAUAGCUUUUGAUCAAAUCUGGUUGAUCAACUAAUAUUAUCUUUUUUUCUUUCUGAGAAUACCGUUUUACUUGCCGAACAGGCUCAGAGGAACAUGCAUUACUAGCUAUAGAUACAACAUUAUUGUCAUUUCACUUACAUACAAAUAUUUUGGAAGCAUUAGACAUACCAUAGGAGCUUUCAAAUUUGCCCCUUUCAGACUUUUUUAAAAUCCUUGAUGAUGGUAAAGGACAUAAACCAAGCCUAUUUUCUCUAAUAGUACCUGUAGCUUUUACACCUCUCUGGGUGAGUACGUCUAAUAAUGGAAGGCUCGUAAAAAAAUUUUCAAGGUAAAAAUGAAAAUUUAAGUUUACUUUUGAUGUAUAUUAGAGCAUCAGCAAAUCGUAAAAUUACACCAGGGCCUAAUCCCAAGUCUUUAUAGGAUUGAGCAGGCUGCUGAAUAAAUGAACCCUGAUAUGGUUCAAAACAUAACUACAUAACCUAGUCUGGUUGAUCCCACCCAAAAUAUGUAGCCCCAGCGAAUAGGUUUUCCGCGUAUAAACUGCCCAUAAUAGGGGACCAUAGCCUCAUCAAUACAGUAAUUUUGUUUAUUCGGAGAAAAUAACAUAAAACGCUGAUUUAAAACAUUGAAGAGAGGCUUCGUUUUAGAAAAUUUAUCAUUUUUAUCGAGAUCAUUAUUAUCGCAGCAAUGAAUGUUUUUCAUUAUAUAUGUAAAUCUAUCACGAGACAUUGCGGAAGCAAUUAAUUCAUUUUGAGAGUCGUUAGCAGUCUCCCAAUACAUAAAUCGUUUUGGUACUCUGUAUUAGAUAUAUAGUACUUUGGUACUCAAAAUACCAAUGAAGCACUGUAUUUCAUCAACGCUUAUAUCUGCAGGACGGUUAUUUUCGCUGCAAUAAUUAUUGGUAUAGAGAUGCAAGAGAUGUAACAUCAUUAUCAAAAAAUAGUUUAAAUAGAUUCAAAGGAGAAAUAUUAUUUGGAGGUUCGACUGGGUUUAAAAAAUUAGGAAAAUCGUUAAGAGCAGCAUUGUUUGUCCAUGAAAAAGAUUUGGCUGGUGUUAUGAUCUCCCCUUGGGCUUUCGUAACAUUUGAAACAAAUUUGGUUUUGCCACAAAGUACUGAGAGAGGAACAUCCUCGUCAGAAUCCGCCUCUAAAUCGGAGUUUUCACAACUUUUGAUUGAAUUCAUGAUUUCGACAGGUGCUCGAAGUUGACUUCCGGGUAAAUUAUUUAGUAUCUACCAAGUCCUCUUCACCUGAAUCUUCAUCGGUAUGGUGCAGUUUCGGGUGGAAAAAUCACUAAUUCUACAGGCGUAUCAUCUUCGUCAAUAUAGGCAUUCUCAGCCUCAAUUAGAAGCUCAUGUAAAGUGAGUGGUUUUUUAUAGCUGAAAUUAAAAUAUAAACAUAAGUAAAUAUACAUACAUAUUAUACAAUCUUUGGUUACCAAUAUCAUUUUUUAAUAAUUGGGUAACAAUUUAAAAAAAUGCAAAUUUAUAAAAAAUAUCUAUAAUUUCACAAAGACACAAAGUAUUACUCUCCAAAGAACAAAUAAUUAUCAUUCUUUUAUUAUAUAUACUGCAUACCUAUUAGAUGCUCAAAUUACUAGCGUUACAAGGCCACCAAAGAUAUCCCUACCGGCAAAACGUAAACUUAUGCAUCUCUUUUUUAUUAUUGCAUAUCGCCAAAGUAAGUAUUUUUAAUUAUAAUUAACAUAAUUUUCAUCCAAUUACUUUUAAUUUGUUUCAUUUACUUACCUCCAAUUACUCAUAGUUUUAUAACAAAAUAUACACGUCACAAAAAACUACUUAGCUUGUAUACAAAUUCGCAAACUGACAGCCACCUGUUUCUAGAAUAUUUCUACAAGUUCCGGAAAUACAAUUCAACAGGUAUAUCAGUCACUCUAUUUUUCGGGCGGUAGCUGUAACGUGAAAUACAGCAUUCUGUGUGGCGUACUUUUAAAAGGACGCUAGUAAUAUUUGGGUUAAAUCGACGAUUUUCCUCAACAGAACUUUUUCAACAUACAUACCAACUAUUAAAUAAAUAUUUUAUAGACAAUCUAUAUGUCAAUUAAUAAAAAAACAAACUAUUAGGACAAUCUUCAACUCAAAACCACAAACAUAGCACGCGAUUUCAAACUUAACUAAAUAUUAUAACAAGCAGACAGAAUAGAGUUAUUGGACAACAAAGCUAUUGCUACGCUGGUAGUUUUUAAUAAAUUACCACUUGAACUAAAACAGAUAAUAAAUCAAAAGCAUUUUUGUUAAUUAAUGUUUACUAUGGCAAAAGUUUAGUUUUCAACAAAAAAAAUAGUAGACACUUUCCAGGAUUUAUAAAGUUUCACUUUUUACGCACUAGUGCCUAAAAAAACACGUUGAAACGUUGAAGUUACUUGCUCUUCUUCCCUUUCAGGGGUCUGUUGGUUUUAAAUUACAUUGAAAGUAUUUUAAGUGUAUAACAAUGAAAAUCCAAUUUCUUAAAUCAAUUACAUUGCACAAUCCAAUCUGUGCAAGAAAAGUAAUAAUAUGAUCUAUUAUAUUUCUUGGUUUGUAUAUUGUUGAAUGCCACUUUUUGGAAUAGCUAUUGAGAUUAUUUAUAUUUAUAAAGGCAAAUUAUUAUAGUAAACUAGUUUUCAAACAAAGACAGGACUUUUCCAAAAACCAUUUUGAAAAUUAGAGAGUAAUCUUUUGUUCCAAGAGUUUUAUACAAUACUUUUUCGAAAAUUUUAAGGUUUAAUAUGAAAAGAAAAAGACUUCUUAUAAAGUAAUUUAAAUUUUAAUCUCCCCGGAGAUGAUGAAAUAUAGUGUCGAAACGUUAAUGUAAACAUAAAAACAGAUUUAUGUGUUUCCUUUUUAAUUGACCCCAAUCUAACUAUAUGUAUUAUUUACGUUAAGAAGCACUUUUUGAGUCACAAACACCAUUUCUACAUUUUGUGAAAAAACAAAAUAUAAUUUAGUGCUUAAAAAAAAAAUAUAUGUUCUAAAGUGAACAAAUUUACAUACCAAAUUUCCUCAUAAUACCUAUAGAAAAUCAAACAAAACUUUCCCAGUGUUCACUCUAAAUGUUCGUGAUAACAUUCCAACUUUGGCAUUUUUUUGCUUAACAAAUAUAAUAUUAUUACGUCAGGUUGUAAUCCUUCCUCUCAGUAUUUACCUAUUGUUUUUCAUAUUAUUUUAAUUUAAUUAGUAUUAACGCUCCUACGCAAAUAUUUGGGUUGCCAGGAAAAAACCGAUUGUCGCAGGUUUUUCGCGAUACCAGUCCUUUAUAAACUUAACAGAUAACGUUUUUCUAAGAAAACGACUGACUUCAUUUAAAAAGUGAUUUUUGCAAUUCUGUGAAACGUGAACAAUUGUUUCUCCUGGCAAACCAAAUAUUAAUUAUAAUAAAAAUAAGAAAAAUAUCAAAAAAAAAAAAAAAAUAGAAGCAUAGAUGAAGUUUAUUAAGUGAAAAUUAUAAAUUCGAGCUGUUUUCAGUGCCUAUUGUUUUAAGUGAUAACGGAAGUAGGGUUAGUGUGCUUUAAGCAUUUCUUUUUGUUGAUUAGGCUUAUAGCUUUUUAGAAAGAAUCGUUUUUAUAAGUUUUCAGCUAUUUUUUAAGAGAAACUUAAAACUCUUAAGGAAUUGUGUCAAAAAUCUCAGGAUUUUUCAAAAUAAAUCAAAAAAACAAAGUAGCGGACCCUUGUGAAAUUUUAUAUUUUUCUAUUAUACAUCACAAUACGCUUAAAGCAUAUUAUGGAAAAGUAGUUAUAGAGCUAUGAAGUAUUUCUUCUUUUUUUUUGUUCUAGUCAACUGACAAAUUUUAGGUUAAGAAUUUCACGCCUGAUCAUUAAAGCUUAGAAGUAAAUCGCUAUAAUCUUUAAUGGUUGGGACCCUCCUCGUAAUAUUUCCCAGUAUUAAAUAACGAAAAAUCAAGACUGGUUACUCGACUAUUCCACUAACACAAGAAUUUCUUUUAUAUUUUUGUUAUUAAAUAUUUAAUAGUUAGUUAUUUUGUUACCUUUUUUCCCCUCUUUUAUUUUGUUUCUUUUUAUGGUUUAGGUUUAAGAGUUCAAAAGUUUUUGUUGUACUUAUUGCAUUGUUUCGGUGCUACGCUUAAAAGUUUUUCAAUAAAAUAUUUAUAUACCAAAA